Adineta ricciae is the source of this 423-nucleotide messenger RNA. The record is from the annotation of a GenBank genome assembly. Lineage: Eukaryota; Metazoa; Rotifera; Eurotatoria; Adinetida; Adinetidae.
AUGUCAGGAUAUUUUUCCCCUGAGCACUAUGAAAAAGAUCCGAGCCUUGAGACUCAAAUUCCGCCGGUAGUUGAACGAUCAUCACAAAAUUGGCUCUGGCUUAUCGGUCUAAGUAUUACGGCUGGCGUUAUACUUCUCAUCGUUCUCGUGGGUGUUCUCUGGUGUUGUGGUUUCUUCAAACGAAACCGACCACAAUAUUCUGCUGCUUCUCGUGACGUUUCUCAAUCCAAUGAAGAUCAAUAUCAACUGUCACCUUCGUAUACUCCAGGAAAGGUCGCUUUUCAAACAGAUAGUGAAGAAAUCUCAAGUGAUGACAAUGAAAUGAUGAUUCAAAACUCUGGCGAUAGUCUUCCCAUCGUCAUCCCACAGAAUUCCGCACAUUUCAUCCAACAACAACAAUACAAAAGUCCCUAUAACUACUAA